UGGGGGCAGUGUUGAACUGCGUCUGGUUUAAACCUAUGCUUCAAAUCUUGUGAAGAGAACGUAGAAGAAGAGUGCGGCUCGCCAUGGCGGAAACAGAGCAGCAGUCAGCAUCUUCUCCUGAAGAUGAGGCGCCUGACGCCGCGACGGCCUACAUCAUCCCCAAGAAGGAAAUCAGCAUGGUGCCCGACAUGGGGAAGUGGAAACGCUCUCAGGCCUACGCUGACUACAUAGGCUUCAUCCUGACCCUGAACGAAGGAGUGAAAGGGAAGAAGCUGACCUGUGAAUACGAAGUCUCUGAGACGGUGGAGAAGCUGCUGGGCCUUCUGGGAACUCUGGACCAGUGGAUAAACGAAACUCCUCCGGUCGACCAGCCGUCCCGCUUCGGCAACAAGGCGUACAGAACCUGGUUCUCCAAGCUGGAGCAGGAAGCCGAGGCCUUGGUGGCCGGCGUGCUGCCUGCAGAGAAAGCCGCCGCCGCUCCGGAGAUCGCCGUCUACCUGAAGGAAGCUGUCGGGAAUCCGACCCGAAUCGACUACGGGACAGGUCAUGAAGCGGCUUUCGCUGCGUUUCUUUGCUGCCUCUGUAAGGUCGGCGCCCUGAGUAUCUCUGACCAGCUGGCCAUCGUCUUCAAGGUGUUCAACAGGUACCUGCAGGUGAUGCGGAAGCUGCAGCGGACCUACAGGAUGGAGCCGGCCGGCAGCCAGGGCGUCUGGGGACUGGACGACUUCCAGUUCCUGCCCUUCAUCUGGGGCAGCUCCCAGUUCAUAGAUCAUCCGACUCUGGAGCCGCGGCAUUUCAUCGAUGAGAGAGUGGUGAACGAGCAGCACCAGGACUACAUUUUCCUGGACUGCAUCCGGUUCAUUAACGAGAUGAAGACGGGUCCGUUUGCUGAGCACUCCAACCAGCUAUGGAACAUCAGCGCCGUCCCGUCCUGGUCCAAAGUCAACCAGGGCCUGAUCAGGAUGUACAAGCAGAGACAGACUGAGCAUUCAGGCUCCCCGCCCCCACAGGCCCACAACCCCCCCACAGGCCCACAACCCCCCCCACAAACCCCCCCACAGGCCCACAACCCCCCCACAACCCCCCCCCCCAAACCCCUCCCCACAGACCCCCUUCACAAACCCCCCCACAGACCCCCCCACACACCCACAGGCCCCCCACAGACCCUCCCCACCCAGCCUCCAGACCCCCACUGCUGCGCCCCACUCUGGUUGUGUUUACCCAGAAUACACUGGGCUGUAGUCCACUUCCUGCUUUUGGAGAAGUCUCUAUUCUGCUUUUCUUCUCCUUUAGCCUGUUCUUCAUUAGCCUUCUUUUCAUUAGCCUGCUCUUCGUUAGCUUGUUUUCCUUUAGCAGCGGUUUUAGCUCCUGUUGCUAAUCCGUCUCGCUCUCUGUCGUGUUUUCAGUGUUUGGAGAAGUUCCCAGUGAUCCAGCAUUUUAAGUUCGGCAGCCUGCUCUCCAUCCAGCCAGCGAAGCCUUGACGCUCCACGGAGGAAGGAUUCCCAACGUUCCCCCAGCGUUCCCAGCGUUCCCAGUUCCAACAGUAGCGAAUGCUAGCUGAGUAGCCCGACACAUGCAUUCCCUCACUGGCAUGCUGCCGAGAAGGUUUGGACACAUCCUCAACUUUCCUGCUCAGCAUGUCGCUGAUGACCUCUGAACUCUGGAGCAUCUGUGGAUUUUUGUCUUAUUUAUAUAAAAGUCUCAGAUAUUAUUUUUACGGUUGUCAGACGUGUGAUCAUAAGUGCUGCAGUAUUCUGAUCCAGCUUCCUUCUGCCGGGUCACUGCCAUCAGUGACACUGUUGGAUUUUUGUUUUGCUUUUAAGGCCAAAGGUCAAAUUUUUCUCACAUCAUCGUCCAUUCGCUCAGAGCCGACUGUAGACCGCGAGAACAUCCCUCUACAUCAGACAGAAACUUCUAGAUUCAGGAAGUGUAGAUGGAAAGUCUGUGCAUGGAAAAAACUCUUUCAGUUUGCCAACGCUAGCCUCAUCAAGCCCCAGAAAUUAAAUAGAAAACAAAUAUCAGCUCCGUUCUGAUGGAUAUUGUCAUUAAAAGAAUAAAAUGAAUAUUAUGGUUA
Molecule: messenger RNA, 2074 nt
Organism: Poeciliopsis prolifica (blackstripe livebearer)
Lineage: Eukaryota; Metazoa; Chordata; Actinopteri; Cyprinodontiformes; Poeciliidae
Product: serine/threonine-protein phosphatase 2A activator-like
Exons: 11
Coding region: 84-1481 (465 amino acids)
Biological process (GO): mitotic spindle organization
Cellular component (GO): cytoplasm; nucleus; protein phosphatase type 2A complex
Molecular function (GO): peptidyl-prolyl cis-trans isomerase activity; protein tyrosine phosphatase activator activity
Source: RefSeq, a predicted model, not a curated record